This is a messenger RNA of Helianthus annuus (common sunflower), 1572 nucleotides long. RefSeq lists its product as uncharacterized. NCBI's taxonomy places the organism in Eukaryota, Viridiplantae, Streptophyta, Magnoliopsida, Asterales, Asteraceae. The coding region runs from base 1 to 1572 and encodes 523 amino acids. The transcript has 11 exons. The record is from RefSeq and is a predicted model, not a curated record.
AUGUCAAUAUCAGUUGAUAGUAACAAUCUUAGUUUUGUUAACGAUUUGAAUCCUGGGAAAGAUAUGUGUAAGAUGAAAGCGAGAAUUAUUCGAAAAUGGAAUCAAGGUUACAAAAUGGAUCUCAUCUUCAUUGCUGAAAAGGGUGCGAAGAUUCAAGCAGAAGAUGAUGUUGUCAUUCUGUCGAAAUUUGGUGUUGGUGAGAAUAAAGAUUUAUAUAAAGUUGUAGUACAGCCUUAUAAAAUCAACUUUUAUAGAUGCACAACUGUUACACCUGUGAGAUAUUGGCAAGGUGUUGAGUAUGGUUUCAGCUUCAGAGCUUAUCAAGAUAUUCUUCAAGGAGAGGCGUUAAACUCUUUGAGUGUUGAUAUUGCUGGAUCAGUGGUUUGUUGUGGAGAUCUUAAAUUCUUUGGUCGACCUCCAAAAGAGACUAAGAAGAUCAAUAUCGAUAUUCAAGACUUGGAGGGUAAGGUUUUGCGGUGUACUGUGUGGAAUGAUUAUGCUCUGCAGUUUAAGGAGUUCAUCUCUAAAAUUCCAGCUCAUGAUCAUGUGAUGUUUGCAACACGAAUGUUUCUGAAUGAAGAAAUUGAUGAAGUUAAUCAGCUAAGGAGGAGUCUUAUACUGAAGUUUGGACAAGGGAGUAGUUCUACUUCUCAAACAAUACUAUCGUCUCAGACCGUUUUUCCAUUGCAUAAAGAAUUUGUAACUGAUGGUGUGAGGAAACAUGUUGAUGAGAUUAGUGAGAUAGAAAAGGAAAUGUCUUGUGUUGUGGUUGCGACAAUUAAGAUUGUGCAAGAAAAGUAUGGUUGGUUUUAUACUGCCUGUCAUAAGUGUUUCAAGAAGGUCAUGGGUAAAAGUGAAUACUUGCAGAAUGUUGAAAAUGUUUCGGAUGAUAUUGUUCAGUUGCCCGCGACUUCUUUGGUUUAUCCCAAAUGUCGUAGUGAAUGUAUAGCCAUCACCACAAAUUUAAGACUGAUAUUUGAAUAUAGUUUUGCAGUUUACUUAGUCAUUUGUAUAUAUUUCAAGUUCAAGGUGCAAGUCCGGGUGCAGGAUGAGAGUGGUAGUGUUUCUUUUGUUAUGUUUGAUAGAGAUGUUCAGAAGCUUCUUGGAUUAGCGGCGAGUGACAUAAGAGAGAGGCAGGUGAAGGCGAAUGAUACUGGAUGUUUCCCUUAUGAGAUAUUUCGAUUGGUUGAUAAGAAGGUCGCUUUUAAGAUUGAUGUUUUAGAGUUCAAUUUUAAAAAUGACUAUCGUGUUUAUACCGUGCAAAAAACAUGUGAUGAUCCAGAAAUAAUUGCUGAGUUGGUUGGUGCAGAUGGUAAUGGUGAUGAAAAUACUGAUGAGGUAGCUGAAGUUAAAGAUGUUAACAUUUCAGAAUCUUCCCAGGUGUCUGCUGAACGAACUUCAAGGGAUGUUAUCUCUGUUAAGGCCGACUCUUCAGCCAUUGAAGUUGAAAAGGAUUCUGGAUCAAGUCCCAAUGGAAAGCGGAUAGCUCAAGAUGUUGAUGUUGUUAACGUUGGUGAGCUAUCCACUAAUGGGAGAAGAACCCGGAAGAAGCUGUCUAAGGUUAACAAUUAG